AUGGACGGCACGCGUGAGCAAUCAGGCAGCUGCACCAGCGUUGCCAUUGCCCGCCACGCGGCGUCCCCCGGCCCUUUAUCGAUGUCCUUCCGAGCUGCUGGGAUCGAGUUGACUGGUGCGACCCCUGUGAUGGACAGCGUUGGCGCCUUCACAACCAUCGCGGCGAGCACGCGCCGGCACGUUUCCCCCACCAACCGUGAUACCUCAACCACUGCUAGUCUUGGUAGCGGUGUAGGUAGUGCUGGGGGCUACGCUGAGAGACUAGCGCCGUUCUCACACUCGGUAAUCAACGCAUCUGUUCCCUCUGGCGCGUCCAUCGCAGGCAACAACCAUCCGAGCUCUGAUAGCCUCAGCACGCGAGUUGGCUCUGCAGCGGCGACCACCAGGACUGAGGCGGUGGAAAGCCACUUGACAGCUGCUCAAAACGGCGAGCGCGGCGAUAAAGGAAUCAUUACCAGCCGCAGCCACCGCGGCGUAUUUCCUGGAGAGGCAACAGGAACAGCCACAGCAAAGAUGCUGCAGCGUCCAGUGACGGUGACCACCCCACAGCCACGUCCGACCUCUUCCACGCCCUCAGAAUCCUCGUCUUGCUUGGCGAUGGAAGGGUCGAGCCGCGGCUUCGAUCAGGUUCCACAACAAGGCCAACAAGCAGUUUCUCCAGGAAGGCUUUCUUCGUACGCUCUCUCGUCUACCGGCGUGCCUGUCCAGCACCUUUACCGCGUUCCUUCAGCGUUCUACGCGCACAAUGGCGUCACCUCGUCGGCGGCGCUGUCGAUUGUACGAGACCGCUGUGACCGUGGCAACACCUUCACCGUUCCGGCUCCCUCGUAUAUCUCCGCCGAGGACACCGCGCAGACGCACGUGCGACGGCUACCGGGGGCGAGUUUCUCUUCAAGCGACAUGGAUGCGCUAGAGGAACGUGCUCGUCGCGCCGCGGAGCUGCACGCCAGUGUUGAUGUUGGCGACGAGACCGAGACGGUGUUGGCCUGGGCAGCGGAGAGUCGCUCGGGCAAGACAGGACGUGUCCAAGUCCCGGUGCCGUCGUCGUUGUCGGCCGUACGUGUGGCCCGUGGGUACCGUCGCUCCCGCUGUCGAUCCAUAUUGGGCUCUGAAGACGGGCCGCCAUUGGACAGUGGCAGCGUCAGUUUAGUUCCUGGGCCAAAGCGACGGCGCCGGCACGAGGGCGUGGGGGGCUCUGUGUACGUGCAGCCGUACCAACGCCUCAGCAACACGAGCAUCCGUGAUGACGGCGGCACCCCUGCCGUGCCAACGCGGUGGCUAACAUCGCCGUCCGUGUCAUCCUCGUCAUCCAUAGUGUUCGCGUCUCCACAGUCACCGGCAGUGGCACUCGCUUCCGCGGCGACGUCAACGAGCGGCAUCAGCGCCUCCCGACCACGAGUUGCCCCAUCGCCUUUCAGCGCGGUCCUCGCUUUCUUUGGCGCUGUGCCAUCGAGGACAGCGGCGAUGACGGCGAGCGGCACCGGUCCGUUUUUGAGGACUGCCACUACACCUCCCACAGAACCGCCUGCGUGGGUGCGGCCGUGGGUGUUGCACACCCUCUCGCGUGCCUUCGCUGCUCACCUCGCGCGCGAUGUGGACGCCUCUGUGGCAGCGGCAGCCAGCUUCACCUCGACCCCAGCUGCUAGCUCUGCUGGUACUGUCACUCAGAGCCUACAUUCAUCCCUUCCUGUGGCGUUCUAUGCUUCCGCUCAAGCAACGGAGACCUCCGCGUCAGCGCAGCCGCGCACGCUGCGGGCCGCUCUGCUGCUAAUCUUCGAUGGGCUAGAACGACUUGAGGCGGGUCUGGCGGAGGUGCUGGUGGGCACGCCGAACGCGUGCCACUCGCCAGACGCUGGCCAUGGCGUGAAGGUUGAUGACUGUCGCGCGUCACCACGCGUGAGAGGUCGAGUCCCCCGUGCACCUUCCCCCACCUCUGCGGCAACAGCGGCUGAGUCAGACGCAUCUGCUGGAUUUGUUGAGCAGCUGCGCCGUCUUACGCGACAGUGGUGUGAAGUACUCUCCCAGUGGCCGUGCGAAGUAGUGACGCUCGGCUAUGUGGAGUGGUGGCUGGGGCACGCGAUUUGGACCGAUCUUGUAACGUGUGCCGCAGACGCGCGCGUCGCCCUCAGUGCGUUUCCAGCGACUUCAGAAGCGAUUGAUGAACAGGAGACGAGGGGGCGGGGGGCCGAGACCAGCAAUGGGGGUGAAUGGCAGCCGCCUCAACCGCCACCGCAAGUGCCGGCCUUUGCCCUACAAGGCAUCCUCGCGGCUGCUGCGACAGAGGGCAUGCGCACGCUUUUGGACGCGUUGGUGGACGCCUUUGUGCGCGCCGUCAGUGAUCUGCUACGCAGCACUGACGCUGUUGGCCAACCUCGAAGCGCGGAGCGCUCUACCUCUUGCCGCAACAUCCAGGUGGAAAUAGCAGGCGCUCCGAUAACGAAGGCACAGCACACCUGCAUGGCGCUUCUUCGCCUUUUUACGUCUCUCUACGCGAACCCACCACCAGUUCUUCAGCAGCUUCUGACGCUGAUACGUGGUGAGGAUUGUUUCUCCUCCACGGUGACCAGCGCGGCUGCGAAGGGCGAUGCGAGAGAAACGACGCUGCACGACGAUGCAGACUCACCAGCGUCGCCGGGUAGUCUCUCCACUACCACAGCUGCCGCUGUUGCAGGUGAGGGUCUCAGGCAACGGCCGCACCCACACCCACCCCCAUCAUCUUCGUCUUGGUUAUCACCGUGUGGUGCACCCCCUGGCUCGCCAUUUGCUUCAGUGGUGAACCUCAGUGCACUGGACGCUUCACAGUUGCGGUCACGUGUGUGUCAGCUACAGUACCAGCUCCUCUACGCUGUAUGCCGUCUCUGUAACGAGCUGCCCAUGCGCUGGCAACCGCAGGACUGCACUCGGGACGCUGAGGAAGGUGAGAGCAGCAGCGUGCGAGCCAGCAGCGCCACCUACAUGGAGUUUUCCCCUGCUCUUCGACACCAGAGUGACUGCGAGAUGGCAAGGUUAUCCUUGUUCGCUACAGCGGCGCGGUUGGCGGCCACCGUAUCGGCUCUGCUCCUCCACGUUCAGCUGCCCAUGAAGGGAGACCUGUUGUGUGUCGCGGGCCGCUUGGCGCAGUGGCGUGCGGUGCUGCUCCGAUCGUCGUGCAUGAACGAGCGUGAGUACACGGCGACGAUGGGUCACCUCUGUGCGCUCAUGACCCAGGCCAUGUGA
Leishmania braziliensis MHOM/BR/75/M2904 is the source of this 3216-nucleotide messenger RNA. RefSeq lists its product as hypothetical. The record is from RefSeq and is a predicted model, not a curated record. NCBI's taxonomy places the organism in Eukaryota, Euglenozoa, Kinetoplastea, Trypanosomatida, Trypanosomatidae. Bases 1 to 3216 code for a protein of 1071 amino acids. The transcript has a single exon.